UAUAUAAGUUCUCUUUCAUCCUCCAAACAAAGCCUUGCUAUUGUGAACAAAAACUGACUAGGGUUUUCACACAACAGACAGCGCAGCCUCGUGUGAAGAUGGGUCACUCUAACAUCUGGAACGCUCACCCCAAGAACUACGGCCCUGGUUCUCGCACUUGCCGUGUCUGCGGGAAUCCUCAUGCAAUUAUUAGGAAGUAUGGACUUAUGUGCUGCAGACAGUGCUUCCGCAGCAAUGCCAAGGAAAUUGGCUUCAUCAAGUACCGUUAAAUCUUCAAUAUGAGUUUCUACGAGGACCUCUGUGUGGUGCUGGUAGAGAUCUGCAAUUAGAGCUUUUUGAUUCUCAUCUUCCCUUCAAUUAAAUGAUGUAAUGGGAUAAUUUUGAUUUAAGUUAGUUUCUGAAAAUGAACUUCUAUGUGGACUAAAGACUUGUCUUUUGAUCUGAAUAUCUGUUUUUAUACC
Lycium barbarum (goji berry) is the source of this 461-nucleotide messenger RNA. Its product is annotated as small ribosomal subunit protein uS14z/uS14y/uS14x. NCBI's taxonomy places the organism in Eukaryota, Viridiplantae, Streptophyta, Magnoliopsida, Solanales, Solanaceae. Bases 99 to 269 code for a protein of 56 amino acids. Gene Ontology annotation, biological process: translation. Gene Ontology annotation, cellular component: ribosome; cytosolic small ribosomal subunit. The record is from RefSeq and is a predicted model, not a curated record. The transcript has 3 exons. Gene Ontology annotation, molecular function: structural constituent of ribosome; zinc ion binding.